AUGAAGAAGUAUUUCACCAAGGUAUCAAAUUCAAGUUCGGGCUAUCAUAGUCAACCAAAUCGGGAAGAAAACGUGAAUCAUUUAGUAGCACCAUUACAAUUUUCUCAGGAGUUCGAUUUAAGUUCUUUAGAGGCUGAUCUGGGUGAAAGAACUCAGAUCUUGGAAUUUCAUCCAAAUCAUCGUGAUGCUAUUAGAAGAGAUUAUCUUCAAAAACGUCCUUGUCAGCCUCAAUUGAAAGUUUUUCCCCAAACGUUGAUUUCUGGAGAUAUGCGUCGUUUCAAUCGUGAUUGGUAUGUUGAAUUUCCUGAUUGGUUAGAAUAUAGUCUAAGUAAAGAUGCGGCCUAUUGUUUGUAUUGUUAUUUAUUUAAGGCCAAUAGCAAUCGUCAAGGUGGAGGUAAUGUAUGGUCUGGUUUGGGGUUUAGGAAUUGGAACAAAAAGGAUAGUUUACCAAAACAUAUUGGUGGGCCGAAUAGCAUCCAUAGUCAAUCAAAAAGAAAAUGUGAAGAUCUAAUGCGGCAACAACAAUCUAUUCAUGCUGCAUUUGAUAAGCAAUUUAAUCAAGAUAAGCAUGGAUAUGAGAUUCGCUUAGCAGCUUCAAUUCGUGUAGUGAGACUUCUUGUGAAACAAGGAUUGGCAUUUCGGGGUCAUAAUGAAUCUAAAGCAUCGCUUAACAGAGGUAGUUUUCUUGAAAUUCUUUCAUUUUAUGCUCAAGAGUGUGAUAAAAUUCGUAGCUUUGUAUUGGAAAAGGCUCCUCAAAAUGAUCAAAUGACUUGUCCAAUGAUUCAAAAAGAAAUUGUGCUUGCUUGCAAGAUUGAAACAAUUAAGGGUAUCAUAAAGGAAUUAAAUGGUGACUAUUUUUCCUUAUUGGUUGAUGAAUCUUUUGAUGUAUCACGCAAGGAGCAAACGGCGGCUGUUUUACGAUAUGUUGAUAGAAGGGGAUUUGUGAUGGAGCGACUUCUUGACAUUGUUCAUGUUAAAAAUACUAGUGCCUUAGCUUUAAAAGGUGCAAUUGUCAAUUUACUUUCUCAACAUUCCUUGAGUCUAUCUUGUGUGCGUGGACAAUGCUAUGAUGGAGCAAGUAAUAUGCAAGGUGAUAUCAAUGGCCUUAAAAUGUUGAUUAAGAAAGAAAGUAGAUCGGCUCAUUCCAUUCAUUGUUUUGCUCAUCAACUUCAAGUAACUCUUGUUGGUGUUUCAAAAAAAUGUCUUCAAGUGGGAGAACUUGUACAUUUGGUUUCGGAUAUUUUGAAUGUGUUGGCGGCUUCUUAUAAACGUAUGGAUGAAUAUCGAGAAUCUCAAAGGAAAAGAAUUCAAGAGGCUUUAGAAAAGGGCAAGCUUAAAACUGGUAGGGGCUUGCAUCAAGAACUUGGUAUUUCUAGAGCUUGUGAUACUCGUUGGGGGUCUCACUUCAAAUCUUUUAAUUGA
This is a messenger RNA of Lycium barbarum (goji berry), 1422 nucleotides long. RefSeq lists its product as uncharacterized. The record is from RefSeq and is a predicted model, not a curated record. Bases 1 to 1422 code for a protein of 473 amino acids. NCBI's taxonomy places the organism in Eukaryota, Viridiplantae, Streptophyta, Magnoliopsida, Solanales, Solanaceae. The transcript has a single exon.